UCCUGUUACGUCCUGAGGGGGCGUACCGAAAGGGGGACAGCUCGAGAGUUCUGGCAACACAGCGCGAGGUUUCAGCCGCAUCACGUAGAUAGAUCCCGCCAUUGAACUCCGGCGUGCUGCAUCUACGGCUGAGCAGGGAUUGUGACCAGUCAUGGCCGACGAGGGAUACGUUGUGCGAAUCAGGGGUCUGCCUUGGUCCUGUUCAGUGGAUGAGGUUCAGAGAUUUUUCUCAGCCUGCAAAAUUCUGAACAAUGGGGGAGGAAUACACUUCACCUACACGAGAGAGGGGCGCCCCAGUGGAGAAGCCUUCGUGGAGCUGGAGACGGAGGAAGACCUGAAGGUGGCGGUGAAGAAGGAUAGAGAAACCAUGGGUCACAGAUACGUAGAGGUGUUUAAAUCCAACAAUGUUGAGAUGGAUUGGGUCAUGAAGCACACUGGGCCAAAUUGCCCAGAGACCACAGGAGACGGGCUUGUGCGCCUCCGGGGCCUUCCCUUUGGCUGCAGCAAGGAGGAGAUUGUGCAGUUUUUCUCAGGGUUGGAAAUCGUGCCAAAUGGGAUAACAUUGCCGGUGGACAUCCAGGGGAGGAGUACGGGGGAGGCCUUCGUGCAGUUUGCUUCACAGGAUAUAGCUGAAAAGGCUCUAAAGAAACACAAGGAAAGAAUAGGGCACAGGUACAUUGAGAUAUUCAAGAGCAGCCGUGCUGAGGUGCGGACCCACUACGAGCCCCAGAGGAAGUCUUUGGGGAUGCAGAGGCCGGGCCCCUACGACCGGCCCUCGGGCGGACGCGGCUACAGCAUGAUGGGCCGAGGAGGAUCCUAUGAAAGAAUACGCCGAGGAGGCUACGGAGGAGGUGUAUCUGAUGGGCGGUACAGCGACAGCGGCUCUUCCUUCCAAAGCACAACGGGCCACUGUGUCCACAUGAGGGGGCUGCCGUACAGGGCCACGGAGACGGAUAUCUACAACUUCUUCUCUCCGCUGAAUCCCGUGCGGGUCCACAUCGAGAUCGGCCCGGACGGCAGGGUAACCGGGGAGGCAGAUGUGGAGUUCGCGACGCACGAAGAUGCCGUUGCAGCCAUGUCCAAAGACAAAGCCAACAUGCAGCACCGCUACGUGGAGCUGUUCUUGAACUCUACAGCAGGGGGCAGCAAUGGAGCCUAUGGCAGUCAGAUGAUGGGUGGCAUGAGUAGGUAUCCAGAGAGUAACCAGUCGUCUUACAGCGGGGGCCAGCUCAGCUCGGGCUACUCUGGAGGGUACAACAGCCAAGGAAGCAUGGGCGGCUACAGUGAGUACAUUAGGUAACCAGGGCGGAAUGGGAAGCAGUUACUACGGCGGCGGCAGCAGAGGAUCAAUGAACGGACUCGGCGGCGGCUGGGGAAUGUAGUUCUUGUUUUGUUUUUUUGUUUCCUUUCCUCACUCUCAACCCUUAAUUUCAUGUUUUUAAUUCAGCAUUUUGCUGCAAGGACUGGAAAUGUCUCACUUUGUUAAACAUAGGCUGAUCAGGUGAGGUUGUUUUUGAAAAUACUUAGGGCUGGGUUUUGUAUUUUUUUUUGUUUUGUUUUGUUUUUUUUUAAAGUGGGUGAUUUACAGAGAGAAGUGAAAUCAUUUGUUGUCACAAGAAUUGUAACUUACGUGUCGUCUUCCCCAUUCCGCUCAUUACAAAACCCACAUGUUCGUUUGUCCCCAAGUGUGACGUUUUGUUCUCUGAUCACCUGCCUGGUUCUGAAGGUUCUGGACUUUUACACGAUUCAAAGAGUGCAUGAGCAGAAAAACUGUCUGGUAUUUUUGGAUGUUCGAGCUCAUUUCGCUUCUUAAUAGUUUUUCUGUUAAAAUCUGACUUCAUGGCUUGCAGGCGUUUUUGUUUCCUGAUGUUCUGACUGUUCAUUGGACUUAUUCUGGAUGAGGGCUACGUGAACGGCAAAUGAAUCUAAGAUCUGCGACCAUGGAGGUUUUUACAGCUUUGAAUGCUAUUUGUAUUUUCUGUGCACAAAGUGAAUAAACUAGUCUGGAAUACCUUAAUGAAA
Molecule: messenger RNA, 2022 nt
Organism: Fundulus heteroclitus (mummichog)
Lineage: Eukaryota; Metazoa; Chordata; Actinopteri; Cyprinodontiformes; Fundulidae
Product: heterogeneous nuclear ribonucleoprotein H1
Exons: 11
Coding region: 152-1300 (382 amino acids)
Biological process (GO): regulation of RNA splicing
Cellular component (GO): nucleoplasm; ribonucleoprotein complex
Molecular function (GO): RNA binding
Source: RefSeq, a predicted model, not a curated record